This is a messenger RNA of Zootoca vivipara (common lizard), 3381 nucleotides long. RefSeq names its product growth factor receptor bound protein 2 (gene GRB2). The record is from RefSeq and is a predicted model, not a curated record. Gene Ontology annotation, molecular function: protein binding. NCBI's taxonomy places the organism in Eukaryota, Metazoa, Chordata, Lepidosauria, Squamata, Lacertidae.
CCCGCUGUGCGCAGUAGCCUCGCGAGAGCGGCUCGUGAGGGCAGUAGCGGAAGCUCUGCCGGACACUCCUACUGAGGAGGAAGAAGCUUCGGAGGGGGGAAGAAGAGGGGGCCGCUCGGAGCGGAACCCUGGCGGGCUUGCGGGCGGAUUGGCCCUCGCUGACUCCCCCUGCCUAUGCGAAAGACGGAGCCAGAAGUUGAGCAGGAAGGGCAGCACGGACGAGAGGGAAGGCUGGACCGGGAGCCCCCGGAGAAGCUUCAGGGAGAACUCCGUUCCUAUCUGCCCUCAUCAUCAUUGCUGUCCACGAGCAUGGAAGCCGUCGCCAAAUACGAUUUCAAAGCCACCGCAGACGAUGAGCUCAGCUUCAAACGGGGGGAUAUCCUUAAGGUUUUGAACGAAGAAUGUGAUCAAAAUUGGUACAAGGCGGAACUCAAUGGCAAAGAUGGCUUCAUUCCCAAAAAUUAUAUUGAAAUGAAACCACAUCCGUGGUUUUUUGGGAAGAUCCCCCGAGCAAAGGCUGAGGAGAUGUUGGGCAAACAGAGACAUGAUGGUGCCUUCCUCAUAAGAGAGAGUGAAAGCGCUCCCGGGGACUUUUCUCUCUCUGUCAAAUUUGGAAAUGAUGUGCAACACUUCAAGGUGCUUCGAGAUGGGGCUGGCAAGUAUUUCCUCUGGGUGGUAAAGUUCAAUUCUCUGAAUGAGUUGGUAGACUAUCACAGAUCGACCUCUGUCUCCAGGAAUCAGCAGAUAUUUCUUCGAGACAUUGAGCAGGUGCCUCAGCAACCCACAUAUGUCCAGGCUCUCUUUGAUUUUGACCCUCAAGAGGAAGGUGAGCUGGGCUUUCGCCGUGGAGACUUUAUCCGGGUCCUUGACAAUUCUGAUCCCAACUGGUGGAAGGGAGCCUGCCACGACCAAACAGGCAUGUUUCCACGCAACUACGUGACCCCAGUGAACCGGAACAUCUAGAGCAAAUUAUUAAAGAUUAUUUAAGGAAACAGGAGAAACAGUACACAUUCAGAAUCUAAGUGCAGCCAGUGAUCUCCAGUCAUCAGGCCAUAAAUCUGAGUCACCUCUCUGCCGGAGAGGGAAUGCUUUUUCCCCCCCCACUCAGUAUGGAACUUUGUGGGGAGGGGACAGGAGAAGGGUCCAACUUGUGCGCCAAAACUUACCUUUUAAAUUAAAUAGAUAUUAACAGAUUUCUUUGGUUACUUCCGGGUGGCCCCUUUUGUUCGCUUGUCCUUUCUCCCCCAACGCUGACACACCAGUUCAUCAGUGCAUGAAGUUUUAAUGCUAUAUGAAGUCCAUGCCAUGCCAUUCAAGGAAGAUAAGAGGGAGAAGCUCUGCUGGUGUUUGCUACUUAUGCAAACGGCCUUCAUGAAGGGACCGAGAAAGGAACCAAAUCCACUACCCAGUUUAAAAGCAAAACACACACAUGCCAUAUGCCAACUUUACUUUUGCCUUCAGUAUUUUGCCUGGGUAAGAUAGGGUCUUAAUUCCUCCUACAUACCCACCCAUCUGAAAACCCAGUUGCUUCAGAGCAAAGGGAAGAAGGUGGGGCGUUUACCCCCACAGGUUGCAGGUUGUCGUGACAAAUUCUCUGCUACAGCUAGAUCAUGCUCUCGUUAACCAUGACAGCUUUUAAAAUUUGUUUAAGUGUGUGGUUGAGCACAUUCUUCUAUUUUUCCAUUAGUGCCUUUCCCUCAUUUCCUUAUUCUUUUUUAAGUUAAAAGGACAGUCCAGAGCUUUCAGAUUUUUUUCUGCUUUUAUGUAAAUAUUUAAGGGGUUGAAUGGGAGGGAUGUAGCUUUAUUAUUAAAUACAAAGCCUUCCAUAAACCAGAUGGAGCUUUAAAAUGUGUAUAAGCAUCUGAUAUUCUUUAUUAAAGGUAAAGGUACCCCUGACCAUUAGGUCCAGUCGCGGACGACUCUGGGGUUGCGGCGCUCAUCUCGCUCUAUAGGCCGAGGGAGCCGGUGUUUGUCCGCAGGCAGCUUCCGGGUCAUGUGGCCAACAUGACUAAGCCGCUUCUGGCAAACCAGAGCAGCACACGGAAACGCUGUUUACCUUCCCACCGGAGCGCUACCUAUUUAUCUACUUGCACUUUGAUGUGCUUUUGAACUGCUAGGUGGGCAGGAGCUGGGUUCGAGCAACAGGAGCUCACCCCGUCGCGGGGAUUCGAACUGCCGACCUGCUGAUCGGCAAGCCCUAGGUAGGCUCAGUGGUUUAGACCACAGUGCCACCCGCAUCCCUUUAUUCUUUAUUACUAGGUGGGAAAAGACAUAAAGUGUUCUACAAGAGGCAGGGCUAGAACCUGCAGCCAGGGGCCCUUGAGAGAAAAGAGAGAUUGCACCAUUAUGAAGAAUGUGGCAUGUUAUAUGACGCUGCCGUCUGGUGGAGACUGAAUAUUCUGGGAUGUCCUGUGAAACUCAUUUCCCCCAAAAAAUAUUACAGGGAGGCAUCAAGAAAUUGUGCUUAAUUACACAUUGGGUGCUUUCCAAGUAUAUAAUUAAAGAUGAUGCUUGGUGAUAAGCAGUUCAGUUCCUAUAUAUAUAUAUAUAUAUAUAUAUAUAUAUAUAUAUAUAUAUAUAUAUGAGAAUGACUGGAUCUCGAUUAGAGUUGGUGACUUGUUCUCGAAAAGAGGGAUCUGGUAUCUUUAUGCUUCAGAUUUUCCCUGUCUCCACAUGCCAGUGUUACCAUAGUUGGAGGAGUCGCGUUUCUUCCAACUCACAGCAGCAGGCUGUUGGGGGUUGUAUUUCAAUCUUAUGUCCCCAGAUAAAAUUCACUAAAGCCAUUCAUAGUUUUAUGAAUGGACUUGGACAGGGAAGAGCAACCUGCAGAGCUCUUUGUGCCAAUACACACCUUAUUUCCUUUUGCUGAGCCACAUGGCUGAAACUUUCAUCCCAACAACAACAGAUCCCAAAGCUACCACAGAUAUCUUCUUUUCCGCCCAAAUGGGGAAAAUUCCUGUGUUGGCAGGUGCCUUUUUAUACUAAGUGUUACAAGUGUGUUAUUCCUGAGAUGGACUCUGCCUUACACUUCCAUUUCUCCCAGCAGAUGAAAAAAAGGCUACCCUGUAGCGUAUUGAUUUCUCACCCAUUCCUUGCUAGCUGACUUUCUUUCCCUCUCCCCCAUACUUUCUUCUUUCUAAAAUGAUUGGAAAAGGAAUCUAUGGCAUCUACACUUGGACCAUUUGAUUGUUUUCUUAUUUUGGAAUUGGUGUAUAUCAUGCAGCCUUGCAGACAUAAUGUCUUGUGUGUAUAUAUAUAUUAAAAAAAAUCAGUGUUUAAAUAAAAAAAGGCCUAUGUACUUAAUCCUUUAACUCAGCAGCAGCAUUUGGUAGUUAGUAAUUAACUGUGAAUAAUAAAUAUACAACAAAUUCUUCACUUGAA